AGUGGGGCUGUUCUUCUUUUGAAAGGCAUAAUAGCAUGGACCAGAAAUGGGAUUCUGGAUCUGGACUAACUUCUGCUUUUCUUGGUCUCUCCUGAGAACGCCCAGGAUGUGGGGCUUUGCAUUGAUCUGGGGUCUCAUGGUGGAAGUGGCUUUGGGGGCUUUCCUUAUACAGGUGAAUGUCUCACAGACAGAAAGACCAUUAAAACACUUCUGGAAAAGCACUGGAUACUGUCCUCCUCUACCACACAGCAGAGCAGAUCUGUUCGAUCUCAGUAAAGACCAGACAAUAAAUCUGGCUUACAUUUCUUCUGUACCACACAACGGCAUUGAACAAAUUAGAAUCCACUGGCUUCUGGAACUUGUUCAAGUUGGGAUGGAAAAUGGGACACUUCACUACAAUUUCACCAACCUGGAUAAAUUCAUGGAUCUUUUGUGGGGAGAAAAACUACAUCCAGGAUUUGAGUUGAUGGGAAGUCCUUCAGGAUACUUCACAGACUUUGAGGAUAAAAAGCAGGUGAGACAGUGGAAGGACUUGAUAACACAGUUGGCUCAGAGAUACAUAGAGCGGUAUGGAUUGAAAUAUGUUUCUAAGUGGAAUUUUGAGACUUGGAACGAGCCAGAUCACCAGGAUUUUGACAAUAUAUCUAUGACAAUUAAUGGAUUCCUCAACUACUAUGAUGCCUGCUCUGAAGGAUUAAGAGAAGCUAGUCCUCAGCUCAAACUGGGAGGCCCAGGCGACUCUUUCCAUCCCUUCCCAAAGUCUCCAAUAUGCUGGAACCUCCUCAGUCACUGCUACAAUGGAACAAAUUUCUUCACUGGAGAGACAGGUGUCAGGCUGGAUUACAUUGCUAUGCAUAAGAAGGGAGCUGGGAGCUCACUUCACAUCUUAGAACAAGAAAUUGAAGCAGUGGGACAGAUUCAGAAAAUCUUCCCCAGUUUUGCCUCUGUGCCAAUAUUCAAUGAUGAGGCAGAUCCACUUGUGGGUUGGUCAUUUCCACAGCCCUGGAGAGCUGAUGUAACCUAUGCAGCUAUGGUGGCAAAGGUUAUUGCCCAACAUCAAAAUCUACUGAUUGCUAAAGCCAAUAACACCAUCAACUACACUUUGCUGAGCAACGACAAUGCCUUUCUGAGCUACCAUCCCCAUUACUUCACCCAGAGAACACUGACGGCACGCUUUCAGAUGAACAACACAAAUCCCCCACAUGUCCAGAUGGUGAGGAAGCCUGUGCUCACUGUGAUGGGCUUGCUGGCCCUGCUAGGGGAGGAACAAGUCUCUGCCAAUAUCUACUGUCAUGAAUCAGAAGACUGUAAUACACUUGGAGUCAUAGCUAGCCUUCACAGACCUAUUGAACUACAACCAUCAGACAGCUGGCAGGGGUCCAUACUAAUCUAUUCCAGCAAUGAUAAUCAGACAUCUUCAAACAUCAGUAUUGUGACAAUAAAUAUAACCAGCUUGCCCAAACACAAAGAACUUGUAUAUGUGACUUAUUACAUGGAUAACUACCUCACCAACCCGUAUUUGCAAUGGAAGAAACUGGGAGCUCCAGAUUUUCCUUCUCUGAAGCAACUGGAGAAGAUAAGAGAAGCUGAGGACCCUAUGGUGAAAGGGCCAUUUCCCCUUCCUGCAACAGGUCAUCUGAUACUGAAACAAGAGCUCCCAAUUCCAGCUGUCUUUCUUCUCCAUAUCUGUGCAAAGCCCCUUGCUGCUCCCAAUCAGGUGAGCAGCGUUCGCCUCACUGGUCUCACAAACAGACAGGUUUUGGUAACGUGGGAUGACAGCUGUGUGAAUUCAAAGUGUCUGAAAAAAUUUGAAGUAGUGUUCUCACAGGAUGGGAAAGCAUACAAGCAGAUCACUGUCAAAGACAGCAUAUUUACAAUGCUAGUCUAUAGCCCAGGAACAACAGUCAUGGGAUUUUACAAGGUGCGUGCUGUGGAUUACUGGAACAGAGCAGGCCCAUUUUCGCUUCCAGUUUACUACAACGGAGCAUCUUGAGAAGGAACAAGAGUUUUCUACAGAUGUUAUAGAAUCAAGCCUGCAAUUUGCACCAGCUUCGUGCCAUCUUCCCUGCCUUAAUUUCCACAUAAAGCUUCUACUUUUGAAGCUCCCCCAACCCAGCCAUUCCUCCCACUACUUGUAUGCGGAAACAUAUUACAACAUUUCCAAGCUCAUACGUUUUUUGGACUGCAACUUCCAGCAGUUCUAGCCAGUAGGCAGCCAAGGGUGAGGGAAGACUGAAGUUGCAGUCCAACUUCUGGAUGGCCAACCCUAUCCCUGUCAUUGCAUUAAAACAAAGCAGUAGCUCUUGGUGGGCUCCUCUUUUUACAGACCAGAUUGAGAGAUGGCCAUGGUUAUUGUUAAUAGCUAGUGUAAAAUAGUCAUCUCAAGAUCUGUGUGUAAUAUGACUUGACUAUGUAAUUUAUAUUGCUUUGUAUAAAGCUUUGUGUGGGAAAAAGGAUUCAUACCAACACUGUUUUCCAGCUGAAAAUGCUAAAAUAUCAUUAUGGGCUGACAUUGGAGGAAACAGCUUCGAGAAUGCUGUCAUUUCCACAAAUCUACUCCGGAUCAAUGAGGGGCUUCACAAGAAGCACUCAGCCUCCUCCCCCAGUCUUGGCUUGGGAAAAGAAGGGAAAAAAACAUCAGGUUUCAUUGGUUUCCUAGUUCUUUAUGACAAACACACACAUGCACUGGGUGUUGUGCAGCAUCGGCGAGUGGGUCUGCACACAAUUUUGGAACCUAGGCCUUAAGGACAAUAAGCAUCCCUCCUCACUGGGAGUGGAAUGCAGCAGAAAUACUAGACAGCAUAUUUAAUUAUUUGUGCAAGGAAGAAAUUAUCAGUGGGACUAUCCAGUCUUACUGAGCAAUGGCAUUGCUUAUGUUUAUUUCUAAAUAUUUGUUCACCUGCAAUAAAAUGGUGGUGGAGGAGGAGGAGGAAGUGAGAUCCAGGCUUUGAUUUCUCAAAACAGAGAUACUAUACUACUAGCUGUCUUAUAAACCUGGAAGACAAGCUGUUUUCCAUUUUGCAGCCUGCUGUAUUUGUUUAAAUCCCACUUUUUCACUGACAGAGUAUUGUAUUUACAGCCAGCACAGCUGGCCUUUCAAGUAUGUGGAUCCUUGACUAACAGAACAAUCCCAUACCUCUAAAAUGGCAUGUAUAGCUGCUUAUGUUGAAAGGAAACGAAGUAUUGUAGAAUGACUAUAAGAUUGAGUCAGGGAGCUUUCUAUCCAGAUCUCAGUCAUGAAUAUAUUAGGUUAUCUUAUGUGAGCUAUUCUCAAGCCAGUGAUAGCUGUCAUAGCUGAUAUCCUGUAUCACAGUUGUGACUUCAUAACCAGACGUUAUGUACCCAUGUCUGUUACUUAUUCAAAAUCCCUACAUAGCCACAUAGGUCCCCCAGUCUCCACUUACUGGGAAGCAGCUUUUGCAAUCAAUGGGGGGUCAAUUCCCCUGUUGCUCAGAAAGCAUUUGACUGCCAUUCCUACCCCCAACAAGCCAUCUCCAUGUGAGGGGGAAUUGCAGCAGUGUUUCUGCGCAUUGCAGUGGGGUUUGCUUAUAGAAGGGGGUGAAAACAGCAGCCACCUUUUUCUGAGCAACAGGGGAACAGACCCACAUCAAUCGCAGUAGCUGCUGCUCAGUAAGUGGCAAUGGGGAAGGAGGGUUGAGCCAGAAUUCAGUGCAUAGCACUGUAACUUCAGUGCAAGACCUUACUGGAUUCUGACCAUCAUUUUUGGUCAGUCUCCUCCCCCCCCCCCCCCAAAAAAAUUACAGUGCCAUAGAAUGACUUGAAAUGAAGACUGUGGCUGGAAACUAUAGUGCCAGAGCACAAUUAGGGAGCCCUGGUGGUGCAUGGCUUAAAUGCUGGUACUGCAGCCACUCAUAGCCACUCACAACCAUGAGGUUGUGAGUUCAAUACCAGUCAGGGGCUCCAAGGUCGACUUAGCCUGGCACCCUUCUGAGGUCGCUAAAAUGAGUACCUAGCUUGUUGGGGGCAGUUAGAUUACACAUUAUAAACUGCUUAGGGAGUGUUUAAGUGUACUGAUAAGUGGUAUAGAAAUGUGUUUGCUAUUGCUGUUAAAGGCAUUUUCAAAUGUAGUUGUAAAAAAACCCCACUGAGUUGGGUUCAGCCCAUAUGCCAGUGGGUGGGGGUCUCGUCAUCUGCCCAAGGAUCCCAGAUGCUUAAACAGACUGUGCAGA
This is a messenger RNA of Sceloporus undulatus (fence lizard), 4190 nucleotides long. RefSeq names its product alpha-L-iduronidase (gene IDUA). The coding region runs from base 47 to 1993 and encodes 648 amino acids. NCBI's taxonomy places the organism in Eukaryota, Metazoa, Chordata, Lepidosauria, Squamata, Phrynosomatidae. Gene Ontology annotation, molecular function: L-iduronidase activity. The transcript is spliced from 14 exons. The record is from RefSeq and is a predicted model, not a curated record. Gene Ontology annotation, biological process: carbohydrate metabolic process.